GAUGUGUAGGUGCGUGGACUUCCCCCUAUAGGCAGACACAGAGAUGAAAAAAAUCAACGCGCCUUUAAAUAGAACCAUAUUGUCAUUCUGACUGCUGUUAUCUGACUGCAACAGUGGCGACGGAUCCGCUCGUCGCCUGACCGAAUAAAUACACUUUAUAUUCUUUCAUACAGUAGGCUAUAUUCUAGUAAACAUGCCUAGCAAGAGAAAGAAGAACAAACGCCGAAUGAGAAGAGUGCAGGCCCAGAGAAGGGCCCUGGAGGAACAGUACGCCUCCUCUGGAAAGGGAACCCCAGGAGUGUGUGCCGUCUCUGCCCCAGUUCCUGCAAGGGUUCCAGUUGCUAAAACUCCAGAGAGUCCUGUGUCGGUUUCAAUACCCCUGGCGGUGAUUGCUUCAGUUGAUGUUCCCGCUGAAGUUCCUCCUGCAGAAUUGGUUGUGUUCGAGCUCCCAGUAACGGAUGCUGUUAAAGACGAAGUGGUAAAAGCUGCAGAGGACCUAGGACAAAGCCUAGUGGAACCCCCUGCAGAAGAGCCAGCUGUUAUUAAGGAAGAUGAAAGUAUCACCGUUCCAGUAUCAGAGGCCAUAUCAUCUAUAGAUGAGCCAGUGUCCAUCCCUGCAGACACUGAGAUCCAGUUUGAGGACACUACACCUGUAGCCACAGAGACGCAUGUUUUAGCUCAACUUGUCGAGACGGUUGACACCGAGCGUGAAGUUGAAGCUGAGCUUCCUGCUAAGGAUCCUCUGGCAGAGGUGCCAGUGCCAGCUAAGGAUCCUGUGGUAGAGGUGCCAGUGCCAGCUAAGGAUCCUGUGGUAGAGGUGCCAGUGCCAGCUAAGGAUCCUGUGGUAGAGGUGCCAGUGCCAGCUAAGGAUCCUGUGGUAGAGGUGCCAGUGCCAGCUAAGGAUCCUGUGGUAGAGGUGCCAGUGCCAGCUAAGGAUCCUGUGGUAGAGGUGCCAGUGCCAGCUAAGGAUCCUGUGGUAGAGGUGCCAGUGCCAGCUAAGGAUCCUGUGGUAGAGGUGCCAGUGCCAGCUAAGGAUCCUGUGGUAGAGGUGCCAGUGCCAGCUAAGGAUCCUGUGGUAGAGGUGCCAGUGCCAGAGGAGACGGUGACUUCAGCUGAAACUGUUGCUGCAGUUGAAACUGUGACAGAAACAGUUGUAACCGAAGUCGAGCCUGUUGCCGAUGUCGCAGUGGAAGUCGACGGGAAUGUUGUCGGGGUCGUGGGAGAGCCUGCCAUCGAAGCCGAAGCCAUAACUGUUAAAACUGAGCCUGUUGAAGUCCACAGACUCACAGAAGUCACGGAGGAUGUACAUGUAGAGCCUGAACCAGAAGAGUUUUCAGUGGAAGCUGCAGUACCUACAGAAGCUUUAGUGGAACCAGAGCCUGAGCAGCAGCAGCACACAGUCCCAUUGGAGGAACCUACGCCUUCGGUCGAGUCCACUUGUGACCCCAUCGCUGAAGAAUUUGUUGUGAACGAGACAGUCGUAGCUGUUGCCACAACUUUUGCAGAGGAACAGAUUCCUGAAACAACAAUAGAUGCCCCUGAGGUUCCAUCAGAGACACUGGCAGAAACGAUUCCUGCUCCUGAGCCUCUGCCUCUGCCUGUGCCUGUGCCUUUAGCAAAGGAGAUUAUACAAGCUCAAGAUGAAUUUAUGGCACAUGUAGAAACGGAAACCAUAAAGGACUUGGCAGUGACUGGUAGCCUAACUGUGGAUGCCAUCAAUGGAUGUCUGGGAGCUACUGAAGUUGCAAUUGAAGGUUAAACUAUCCAUGGUGA
Molecule: messenger RNA, 1773 nt
Organism: Rhinichthys klamathensis goyatoka
Lineage: Eukaryota; Metazoa; Chordata; Actinopteri; Cypriniformes; Leuciscidae
Exons: 11
Coding region: 194-1759 (521 amino acids)
Source: RefSeq, a predicted model, not a curated record